AUGAACAUUCGACAGAAUCUCUUUGGGCAGGGCCCGAAAGCUGGGAGGGAACAAGCGGGGUACGGACGACCACCUCAACCUCCUCCACGAGAUGACACACCUAUGGCUGGUGUAUAUGACGAUCGAGCAGGCUAUGGUGACGCAAGAGGAGGAUAUGGAUCUCCUGCGCCGCCUCCAAGACAGUCACAGCCUAUGCCUUCGAGACCGCCAGUUGGAAGGGGAAUGGCGUCCCCUGCAAGAAAGGUGCAAUUGAGGAUUGCAAAGGUAGAAGACAAGACGCUGGCGAAUCAGUAUAUCUUUGGCAAUCUAUGCGCUGUAUCGCCUCAAGACUUUCCCCCAUCGCGAGACGGCUCGGAUAUCUACAUACUUCUCAAUGGACGGUACGUCGUAACGGCUAGACCUACCAACUCGUUCCCUCCAGGAUGCAUAAGUCUUUCGGAUCCUCAACGGACGUGGUGCGAUGUUGGAAUGAUGGAUCCCAUAGUUGCCGAAUCAUUCGACCCAUUCUCGCAAGGCCCAAGCACAUACCUCGGAAAUCUCGAUGUUGAAGUAGGAUUUGCCUCUGUGAAGAAGGUCACCGACCAACCUUUUGAUCAAGAUAUCCUGGCCGAUGCAUUUAUCAAGAAUUUCGAGAAUCAGAUCUUCUCCCCAGGGCAGAGGCUUUUGAUGGAUUGGAAGAAUAUCCCCUUAAUGUUCAUGGUCAAGACAGUUCAGCUGGUUGAUCUGAGCAUGGAGAAAUCAUCAGCGGCUGCGCCAACCGUAUCGAGUCCUUCGGCUAGAGGCAUUCUAACUAGACAUACACCUAUUACAUUCUACAAGGAUGCAAAGUCACCCAUCAAGCUCAAGGGAUCUGCGAAGCGGCCGGCCGCUAACUCGAUCAUUGCUCCGGAUUUCAAGUUUGAGGACAUGGGAAUCGGUGGUCUCGAUAAGGAAUUUAGUUCCAUCUUCCGAAGAGCCUUUGCUUCUCGUAUUUUCCCUCCUGGCUUGAUCGAGAAAUUGGGUAUUCAGCACGUGAAAGGCAUCCUGCUUUUUGGACCACCUGGGACAGGAAAGACGCUCAUCGCACGCCAGAUCGGAAAGAUGCUUAACUCAAGAGAGCCGAAGGUCAUCAAUGGUCCUGAGGUCUUGAAUAAGUAUGUCGGUCAGUCAGAAGAGAACAUUAGGAAACUAUUUGCCGAUGCAGAGAAGGAGUAUAAGGAGAAAGGAGACGAAAGUGGUCUCCACAUCAUCAUUUUCGAUGAAUUGGAUGCUGUGUGUAAGCAAAGAGGCAGUGGAGCUGGUGGUGGAACUGGUGUUGGGGACAGUGUUGUCAACCAGUUGCUCUCCAAGUUGGAUGGUGUUGACCAGCUCAACAAUAUCUUGCUUAUUGGAAUGACCAAUCGAAUGGAUAUGAUAGAUGAUGCUCUUCUGCGUCCAGGACGUUUGGAGGUUCAUAUGGAGAUUUCUUUGCCGGACGAGGAUGGCAGAGCUCAAAUCCUCAAGAUUCACACAUCCAAGAUGUUGGCUAACAACGUUAUGGACCACGAUGUCAAUGUUGCUGAGCUAGCUCAUCUCACGAAGAACUUCUCAGGAGCAGAAAUUGGCGGUCUUGUCAAAUCGGCGUCGUCAUUUGCCUUCAAUCGCCACGUAAAGGUUGGCACGGUGGCUGGUGUGAGUGAUGACAUCGAGAACAUGAAGGUCAAUAGAGCGGACUUUUUCAAUGCUCUUGAUGAAGUCAAGGCUGCGUUUGGUGUUUCCGAAGAGGAACUUGAGACAGCUAUGACUGCAGGUAUCCUCCACUACAGUCCAUAUAUCGAAAACAUCCUCAAGGAUGGACGGCUAUUUGUUGAUCUCGUCAAGAACUCGGCUACGACAUCCCUUCUGUCAGUCCUACUUCACGGUCCACCUGGCUCAGGAAAGACAGCGCUUGCAGCCAAGAUUGCGAAAGAUUCCGAUUUCCCGUUCAUCAAGCUUGUGUCAGCCGAAAACAUGGUUGGCUUCAGUGACGCAGCUAAGAUCCAGUACCUCAGUAAAGUCUUCACAGACGCAUACAAGUCGCCUCAGAAUAUUGUUGUGAUAGACAACAUUGAGCGUAUCAUCGAGUGGGUACCUAUUGGGCCAAGAUUCUCGAAUCCAGUUCUUCAAGCUUUGAUGGUGCUACUCACCAAGCAACCUCCUGCCGGUCGUCGUCUCCUCAUCAUAGGAACCACCUCUCAACGUUCUAUCAUGCGCCAACUCGACCUCCAACAAAUAUUUAAUCGCGAACUUGCAGUCCCUAAUAUCAACACGCAUGCAGAACUCGCCGCGGUACUACGCGAAGUGAAUGCCUUUGACAGCGAAUCCGACAUCGCAGAGUCGCUGAACGAGCUGAGAGACAUCACCGGCUCGGACCAGGUUGGUGUCGGUAUCAAGAAGGUGCUGCUCGCCGUUGGAGAGGCGAAGCAGGAAGAAGGAAAUACAGCAGGCAGGUUUGCUGAGGUUGUCGCUCAGCAGAUGGCUUCUAGUCGCGAGUAG
Messenger RNA from Cadophora gregata, 2493 nucleotides. It is a transcript of the gene SEC18, whose product is annotated as transport between ER and Golgi ATPase protein. Bases 1 to 2493 code for a protein of 830 amino acids. Lineage: Eukaryota; Fungi; Ascomycota; Leotiomycetes; Helotiales; Ploettnerulaceae. The record is from RefSeq and is a predicted model, not a curated record. Gene Ontology annotation, biological process: SNARE complex disassembly; Golgi to plasma membrane protein transport; intra-Golgi vesicle-mediated transport. Gene Ontology annotation, molecular function: ATP binding; ATP hydrolysis activity. Gene Ontology annotation, cellular component: Golgi stack. The transcript has 3 exons.